AAAAACCACCUGGACUCACCUGUAUCCGUCAGUAAACUCAUCAGAGGAAAGGUUGCCGUUCACAUAUCGCGGCGAAUCAUGAAAGCUGCCAUAUUUGGUCAUGUGAUAGAAUAUCUCGUCACUGAUUGGUCAGUUGUGAAAAUCACAUGGUCAAGGGUGAAAGCCGUGAAUGAGAGAAGAUGGCACCUCCACAGCAAGUUGAAGAUGAGGCCUUCGUCACCUUGGCAACCAGCGACACGUACGCCCUGGGCAGUCUGGUGUGGGGGCAGUCUCUACGCAGAGUGGGCACCACGCGGAAGCUCGUGGUGAUGAUAACUCCUGGUGUUUCACACGGCAUACGACAGCAGCUAGGGUCAGUCUUUGACCUGCUAGAGGUAGUGGAUGUACUGGACAGCCGGGACACCAUUAACCUUGGUCUUCUGGAGCGUCCAGACCUCGGAGUCACCUUCACCAAGUUUCAUGUCUGGAGGCUGACACAGUUCAAGAAAUGUGUGUUCAUGGACUCUGAUACUAUGGUGCUACAAAACAUAGAUGAACUAUUUGAGCGUGAGGAGUUUUCAGCGGCGCCAGACCCCGGCUGGCCAGACUGCUUUAACUCAGGAGUGUUUGUACUGCAGCCCUCUCUACAGACAUACCAGAACUUACUGGCCUUUGCCAUGACAGUAGGGAGUUUUGAUGGUGGAGAUCAGGGCUUACUCAAUCUAUACUUUAAAGACUGGGCGUACACAGAUAUCCAAAAACAUCUUCCCUUUAUCUACAAUGUUGUAUCCCAGGCAUUUUAUAGUUACCUGCCUGCGUUGAAACAAUUUGGUGCCAAUAUCAAAGUGGUCCACUUCAUCGGCCCAGUGAAGCCAUGGAUGCACAAAUACAACACUGCUACAGGAGAGGUGAUCCCUGAACCUGGGACAGGGCACCAUGGUACCUUCCUCCAGCAGUGGUGGAACAUUUUCAUGGAGUUGGUCCAGCCCAAGAUGGACCCUACCUACUUGAGUGGCCUUGCAGGAGAACUAGCCAGCCUGAAACUAGACGCCUCCCCACAACAACCCAUGGAAGCAGUGCCCGAACACGAGCGCCGCGAGAGGUGGGAGCGCGGACAGGUGGACUACCUGGGCGAGGACAGUUUUCAGAAGAUCCAGGAAAGGAUAGACUCCACGCUGCAGUCUGGUCCGGCCCAGGCACAGCCCAAGCCCGUGGACAAGAGCAAAGGAGCUGUCCCCAAGGCUAGUAGAAAGCAUGUCCGGAAAUAGAGCAUGUACAGUGUGUAUUGCAUGCUUGGCUCAAUUUGUGUACAUGUGAAGAGUAAAUGACGUUGGAUCAAGCUGAAAACCACAACUAUCUGUACAUGCAUGAGGACAUUGACUGCUGCAUUUGACAUUGCCAACACUUAACUUGUGAUGAGAUAAAGCUCACGAUUGCCAAUAUGAACAAUGUACAUCAUUGCGCUAGAGAAGACAAUAUCAAAAUGUUUGCCAUUGCGCUAGAGAAGACAAUGCCAUUUGUUAGAGGAGAAAACCAAGUGAGUUCGCUGAGCUUACUGCAUUGGACAGUCUCCCAGCAUCUCUAUGGAAACUUUAUUUCAUACAUAGGCCUCAAUCUCUACAUUAUUGUACAUAUGUUAUGCAUUUUUUUCUUAUGUUAGGGGAACGUAUGUUUUGAUAACCGUCAUAAACUAAUACGCUAGAGUUAUAAACUGAAAUUCUGCCAUAAAUGACAUGCCAGUACUUAAUGUACAGGUAUCUUGAAUCCCGUUUUUUUUUUAAUUUUUUUUUCAUAUUUGAGCAUUCUUAUAAAGGUACCUGUCCAGUAAUUUAUCCCUUUUAUACGUGUUCACAUAUAUACAAAUAUAAAUUGCUUUGUUGCUAUUAUAAAUGUAGUAUAUUGCAUUGCUUGGGAUUCUAAUCAAGGGUUUUGUUGUCAUGUAUAACAUGUGGACUGCAUCGCUCAAGAGUUCUAAUCAAUUCUGUUGUUAUAGUUGUAUACAUAUAUAGACUGCGUUGCUUAGAGAUGCCAAUAAGACAUAUUGAUGCUUUGCUGUAUUAGAUUACAGCAACAUUAAGGGUUUCCGCGGAUAAGAAAAAAAAUGAGAGUAUAGCAAUAAAGAUUUUGCCAUUCAGUUUGCUAUUAAAUUGUGUCUUCUAUAUUGUAUCCUUUCUCUGAAAACAACCAUGAGCCAAAUAGAUUUUUAAGAAAACUGGGAAAAGGUGUUGCUCAAGUCUGACAAAAUCCCUCUCUCCCCACCCUCUAAUGUUACAUUUUUUAUACAAGAUGCCUUUAAUUCUGGAGAAAGAGAUUUCGAUUUUUUGUGCCAUGCAAUUGGAAAGUUCACUUCUGCUACAGUGUGCAAUAUUAUAGACAGUUGUUUGUGUUGUGUUGUUAAUGUUCAUGGAACACUUAGAUACUGAUCCUGUUCUGUAAGUUAUAUGAAAUAUGAAGUAGUUUGAAGUGUAACAUGUAGGUUUAUUUUGCUGUAAGUUAUAUAAAAUUGGAAUAUCUCCAAAGAUUAUCAUAAAUGAAUAAAUGCGAGUUUGUCCGAGUCUUUUAAGAUCUGACUUGUCUGCUGUAGAACAAUCACCUAUAGAUUUCACCUGGCUGAUCUUUUGUGCUUGUUUCAGAGCUUCUGUCAAAUUUGCCAGCUUUCAUUUUUGAUCUGUCAGGUGGAUUAAUGCCCUGCUGAGCUGUAAGAUUUUACUCAGUGCAUAUUAAAGCUAUUUCUUUGAUAAAACUCUAAAGCAAAAAAAAUGAAAAUAAAAAGAUUUGUGAGCCAGGUAGAUUUAUGAAGAUGUUUAGAUACUAACUCGGUGAUAGAAAUUCAAUGACCUAUCUAAGGAUGCAAUUGUACGUGUAUAAAUACAUGCUGAGUAAUUGUAUUUCUGUUGAUAUGUUCAUUUAUCGUAAUCUUUGUUGGUUACUAGGUUAUGAAAGACCAAUUUUUGCUGUACAGUGUGUAGAAACCUUUCUUACAUUAGAAAAGAUGCAUUUAAAAGCACCAUUUCCCUUGUCAAAUAUUAUGUUUUUCCCAUCAUGUUGUAGUCUUUGAAUAGAAUUUGUUGUACACACACACACAGUGUAAUCCUCUUGUAGCCUCGACUCCCUGAGGAGCUUUAUGUUCAAGUUCCCAAACUGAAAAGAUGUUCAAGCUUUAUUAGCUUUUGUAUAGAAAAACCUUUAACAGAAUAUUAGUCUGAAAGAUCCUGUUUAUUACAUGCUUCUUUUAAAAGCAUAAAAUCUGGACUUAGUUUGACUAAGAAAAUUAAGAAAAUAGUCCGCAAAAUUUUUCAAGUCCUGGAAUUUUAAUAACAGCUGGAUUUGUAGACUGGGUAAAAGGGGGAUAGUUACUCGCCUCCCCUCCCUAUUUAGGCAGCUGGAAUAGAUACUUUAUCAUCCUCCCAUGCAAUAUGAAGCCAGUGAAACAACUUGGGCUUCAGAUACAGUAUUAUUAUUAUUAUUAAUGUCAUUAUAGCGAAUUAGCUGUUUCAAGACACAAUACAAGAUAAUUAGAGUAUGGACUUAAUAUAACUUGGUUAUCUUCUUUUUUAUGGACAAAUAUAUGCUUUAUUAAUUUAGUGAAGGUUAAUAUGCUAAUUGGAUAAUGCUUGUUUUCUACGGCGCAGCUCAUGCGGCCAUGGGGCACGGCACAUGGAAUGUUGCACAAGGACACGGGACGGUUGACGUCAUUUAGUUGUGGUGAAUUAGUAGGGAGGUAGCCAAGCUACCCUGAACGGGAAUAAAAUGACAUAUUUACAUAAAAUA
Messenger RNA from Lingula anatina, 3750 nucleotides. RefSeq lists its product as uncharacterized. The record is from RefSeq and is a predicted model, not a curated record. Lineage: Eukaryota; Metazoa; Brachiopoda; Lingulata; Lingulida; Lingulidae.